Molecule: messenger RNA, 618 nt
Organism: Saxophila tyrrhenica
Lineage: Eukaryota; Fungi; Ascomycota; Dothideomycetes; Mycosphaerellales; Extremaceae
Exons: 1
Coding region: 1-618 (205 amino acids)
Biological process (GO): tRNA splicing, via endonucleolytic cleavage and ligation; tRNA-type intron splice site recognition and cleavage
Cellular component (GO): tRNA-intron endonuclease complex
Molecular function (GO): nucleic acid binding; tRNA-intron lyase activity
Source: RefSeq, a predicted model, not a curated record
AUGACCCCUCCCACACCCCACCCCUCAGCUCUCCAAUCCCUCCUCAAAACCCACACGCCCGCCACCCCUGGCCCCCCGGACAUCCAUCCCUACAAAAACCUCACCCUCCAAAUCGCCCACAACCUCCGGCACCAACACGCCUGGACCCGCAUCCGCAUCCACUGGCCCUCCCCCUCGCCAUCCCCGUCACCCAACACCACUUCACCUCCUCGACCACUAAUAUCCGGCCUCCCGCCGCGACGCCUCUACACGCAUCCAGAUGAACAGAUCGAACUCCUGCAAUCGCAUAGGAAAGCUGGCUUAUCGGGCAUCCCGGAGAUGAAGGCGGAGCGAGAGUGGGUUCUGCCCUGUUCGGUGCGGGAGAAGUGGACGUUGGGGCGGUUUGGGGAGGUGUUUGAUUCGGUGGGGAAGGUGCCGGGGUUUGGGGAGGGGAGUGUGGUUGAGGGUUUGGGUGAUGGGGGUGAGAGUGAGGAAGCAGAGGGGGAAGAAGUUGAGGGUGAAGGGAAUAGCUGGCGAACGGAGCAGCCAAAACGAAUCCUAAUGGCGAUUCUGGACGACGAUAGCACGGUCGUCUACUACAUCGUGCACGACGGGCUGGUGAAACCACGGCAGAACUGA